ACCGGGUCAAUGAUUUAUGACCUGAUUUUGACUUUUUUUGGUACAAUAUCUUAUAAACUUGUUCUUGUCGCGUCUCUCGAAAUUAGGGUUCUUUCUGUUAAAUCUAUCUUCUGCGCUUUCAGUCUUAUCGCCGCUAAAGCUCUACCGCGUACGCAGAGCCUCUCUAACAGGAUGGAUUCUCAGAUCAAGCACGCUGUUGUAGUGAAAGUGAUGGGAAGGACUGGGUCAAGGGGUCAAGUGACUCAGGUUAGAGUCAAGUUCACUGACUCUGACCGUUACAUCAUGAGGAACGUCAAAGGACCAGUCAGAGAGGGAGAUAUUCUCACCCUUCUUGAGUCCGAGAGAGAAGCCAGAAGACUCCGUUGAUUCCUACUUGCUCUUCCCAAAUGUUGGUUGUUUUUGGUUUUCUGCUUUAAAGAAGAAGAAAAAAACAGAUGUUAUUGUUUUGAUAGUUGAUGAAGUCUAUCUCCUUCUUUGCUCUUUGUAAACUUUUAAAUCAUUAAAAGACUGAUGCAUGCAUUUCUACUC
Capsella rubella is the source of this 528-nucleotide messenger RNA. RefSeq names its product 40S ribosomal protein S28-1. Lineage: Eukaryota; Viridiplantae; Streptophyta; Magnoliopsida; Brassicales; Brassicaceae. Gene Ontology annotation, cellular component: ribosome; cytosolic small ribosomal subunit. Bases 10 to 366 code for a protein of 118 amino acids. Gene Ontology annotation, biological process: maturation of SSU-rRNA; ribosomal small subunit assembly; translation. The record is from RefSeq and is a predicted model, not a curated record. Gene Ontology annotation, molecular function: structural constituent of ribosome. The transcript has 2 exons.